Molecule: messenger RNA, 1316 nt
Organism: Ostrea edulis (European flat oyster)
Lineage: Eukaryota; Metazoa; Mollusca; Bivalvia; Ostreida; Ostreidae
Exons: 4
Coding region: 34-1062 (342 amino acids)
Molecular function (GO): scavenger receptor activity
Source: RefSeq, a predicted model, not a curated record
CAUAAUCUGUUGAAAUCGACUGUAGACUGGUGAAUGAUGUUUUCAAUUCUUGCUGUUAGCCGACACCUUUGCCAACUGAUUGCUCUUAUUGCUAUUAAUGGGAUGACUCAGAGUAAAGGCGACUGUGAUAACGAUGGCAUGGGAAUUGACAAUGAAUGCUGUACAAAUUAUGUCCUGGUUGAUGGAAUCUGUACAGCCUGCACUCCGGGAUACUUUGGACGGAACUGCUCCGUUGUGUGUCCCUACCCCUCGUAUGGAGUAACCUGUGGUGACCAAUGUGAAUGUGACAUAUCCAUAUGCAGUCAUGUAUUUGGCUGUCCCACGAUCGAAACAAAUACCAAAGCUGAUAUUACAAUUACCCGUUAUCAAAUAAUAGAAAUCAAGGAUGGUGCUACUUCUAUAAUGGACAGAUACAGAACGACAUCCACCGAGUCUACCGUCAAUUCUCCAUCACAAGCGUUAAACACGGCCACAGUGAUCGCAGUAGUUGGAGGGGUGCUUUCUCUAUUUUUGUUAAUCAUUAUCAUCAAUCAGGUGAAAGCAAGAGCCGGUAAAAGGAGAAAAGCAAGGCAUUCCGUAAAAACUGGAAACGAGCAACAACAUGAAAAUACCAGCGAUGACUACUGCGAUAUUGAUGAAAACGAAGUCAAUGUUGGACUUCGGUAUGAGCGCGUAGUAACCAAUGAGCCCAACAAGGAUAUCGGAGGACACCUUGUUGAAAUGUCCCCUGAUUAUCCAUGGCGUUCAGUCAGUCAGAUUCAAAAUGAUGCCACACUUUCCCCUCAACCUGAAGUCUAUCAAAACUAUCAGUAUGCCGGCCAUGACGUCUCCAGCAGCAACACCUCUAGUAACGGAUCAUACAUCAAGCCAAUAGACAAAGGGAAUGACUAUGCAAAAGUCAUAGAUACCAAAGACGGGGACAUUUUAGUUUGCAUUGACACCAAUUCAGAGUCCUCGUUGCAGCACCCUUCGAAAAAUGAAGACUUUGAGAGCGAGAAACUUUCAGAUGAAGAUUCGCGGGAUGAUAACACAUAUUUGGACGUAAUUUCAGGAAUGAUUUGAAAAUAUCUUAACAUGCUCUUUGAAAAGAUUCCAGAUCUUUGUCAUUAUACGAAGUACCUUGUAUAUUUGUCAUGAUAAGAUGUAAAAGACAUGUGGUGUCCAAGUGCGUAUCUACAAAAGGUAAUUUAAAUACAGUGUACAUUCCAAUACGAUAAAACCUGUCAAAUAAACAGUGAGUGAGUUCUAGUCAAGAAAAAGGAUUCUCAAUAUGUACAAUUACCAAUGUUUAGUUAGAAAUAAACCUUUGAUGUUAA